AUGUUUAAGAAAGACAUAACCUCGGGCGCAAAGUCCAAGGUGAAAUCCAGCGCCCAGCGCGCCAUCCGCUCAAAAGUCCUCGAAGAAUACCCAAGGUUAGAACCAUAUAUCGAAGACAUACUGCCGAAGAAGGAGCAAUUGGACUUGGUCAAGCUACCUGACCGCGUAUCGCUCUACACCCUCAACUCCACUCCCCUCUUCUUUCAACACAUGGACGACGCGCUCCUACCCCACCUCACACUCGUACACAAAUACCCCUUCGCCUUCAACCGCCUACGUAUAGACCGCGGCGCAAUCCGCUUCGUGCUCUCUGGCGCUACACUCAUGGCCCCUGGUCUCACAUCACCGGGCGGGCGCCUACCAGGUCCCGAGCUGAGCGACGAGGACAAGGAAAAAUACGGCGCCGAAGACCUGAAGGAGGGUCAGGUUGUGGUUAUCGAGGCCGAGGGCAAGGAGACGGCGUGUAUGGUUGGUGUGCUCAAGAUGAGUACGGACGAGAUGAAGAAAGUCAAGAAGGGGCAGGCGUGUGAGGCGGGUCAUUAUCUGGGAGAUGGGCUUUGGGGUUUGAAGCUGGAUUGA
This is a messenger RNA of Alternaria postmessia, 579 nucleotides long. RefSeq lists its product as uncharacterized. Lineage: Eukaryota; Fungi; Ascomycota; Dothideomycetes; Pleosporales; Pleosporaceae. Gene Ontology annotation, molecular function: RNA binding. Bases 1 to 579 code for a protein of 192 amino acids. Gene Ontology annotation, biological process: formation of translation preinitiation complex. The transcript is spliced from 3 exons. The record is from RefSeq and is a predicted model, not a curated record.